UCUGGCUACUCGCUCUUGCUCACCAUCUUCCAUCUCUGAUCGCUGAUUUUUUUUUUUACCAAUUUCCUCAACUUAAUUGCUUUCAAAGGUUGAGACUUUUUUUUUUUUGCUUUGGUAUCUGUUUUCAUCAGAACUUUACCUGCUCUGUUUUUUCUUCUUGAUUUGGCUCUGCUUUGUUCAAGAUCUCUGCUUUUGUUCCACUUUAUUUAAUGGGCUUUUCCUAGUUUUGGAAUUAAUACAUGAUGAAUUGGUUUCAGCCUCUACUGUGUUGUUAAUUUGCUGUGUAAGGCUUAGCAUGUUACUUUGCUUGUGGAAAGUCACAGACUUUGGCUGGUUCUCUCUCUGCAGGUGUCUAUAUUUAGCAACUUACUUACUUCAAGUUUAGACGCUUCUUGCUCUCUUAAGACAUGGGAAAGACACCUGGUAAAUGGAUCAAGACUUUGCUUCUCGGGAAGAAGUCGUCACCAAAGUCUAAUCUUGUUGUGUCGGCGGUGAAGGAUGAUUUUUCAAACUUAUCCCUUGACCCUCCUGUGGCUUCAUCACAACCGGAUGCAGCAGCUUCAACUGCUCAACAUGUUGUUGCCCCAAGCAACGGUGAUGAUCUUGAGUCAAUGAAUGAGUUGGAUGAACUCAAGCUUGGACAAGCUGCAAGUAAGAUUCAGGCCGUUUUCAGAGCUCGUCAGGCACGUAGAGCGAUUCGGACCCUCAAAGGUAUCAUCAGGCUGCAAGCAGUUAUCCGUGGUCACCUGGUCAGAAGACAAGCCGUUGCUACUUAUUCAUGUAUUUGGGGUAUUGUGAAGCUUCAGGCGCUUGUUCGUGGCCGCAUAGCUAGAUCUUCUUCAGACAGUGUGAUUCAGUGUCACAAACCACCUCUUACGGAAGUUAAUGAUUCCGAAGCUUUGCAAGUGAGCAUGUGUAGUUGGAUGAAUAAUCCCUCAAAAUUCAUCAUUGUCAAUAAGCUUCUGGCUUCAUCACCAGCUGCAUUGCCUCUGAAGAUUCAAUAUGGUGCUGAGGAACCUAACUCAGCUAACGUUUGGCUUGAACGCUGGACACAGUUGCAUGUUUGGUCUCCUCCUCCACGAGCAGCUAAGAUUCUUGUUCCACAAACUAAGACGAAGAAGCGAAACUAUCAAGCAGUGGUUGAUUCAGAAAAGGCAAGGCCAAAGCAAGUUGUCAAGAAACAAUCCGGCUCAAUUAGUGGAAAGGUCUCUAACCGUUCUUCUACAACUGAAAGUGAGAAACCUAAACGAAGUACUGUGAGGAAGGCUUCCGCUCUUAGUAAAGAUCCCCUGAGAACUGAGAGUGAUAAGGCGAAGCAAAAGUCAAGAAAGAGUAGAAGCGCCGCCUCAAAGGAGGAGGUUAAAGAAGAGAAGCCUAGGCCUAGUCUCAAAAGGACUUCUCUUUCGAACACGUCGUUGAAAGUCACCCGUAAAUCUGCUGAGAAGAAGAAGGAUACUGUGGAUUCUGUUCAGAUAGAGCCUGAAGUGAAGGUUUCAGAUGUUGUUGAAGUAGGAGACGAUGUUGAGUCUGCUGAAAAGGAGAAAGAUGCUGCAGAUUCUGUUCAGAUGGAGCCUGGAGAGAAAGUUUUAGAUGUUCUUGAAGGAGGAGGAGACGCUAUUGAGUCAUCUGUAAAGGAGAUAGAAACGGUAGAAUCUGUUCAGAUAGAGCCUGAAGUGAAGGUUUCAGAUGUUCUUGGAGGAGGAGACGCUGUUGAAUCAGCUGAAAAGGAGAAAGAUUCUGCAGAUUCUGUUCAGAUGGAGCCUGAAGUGAAGGUUUCAGAUGAUCUUCAAGGAGGAGAAAAGGAGAAAGAUACCACAGAUGAAGUUCCUAAGGAGCUUGAUGUCGAAGAAGAAGAGAAAUCACCGGAGGAAGAUGAACUCAGAACUUCAGAGACCAUUGAUAAAGGUGAAGAAGACCUCAAAUGCUCAGAUGUGAAGGUAAGCUCUGAGAAUGGUAAUAUUGCUUCUGAUAACUCAAAGCCAAGUGAAAGACGAGUGUCACCGCACAAUCAAGAUGAAGGGCGUACACAUAGCGGGAGGAAAAUCCCCAGCUACAUGGCCCCAACUGCAUCUACAUUGCGGCGCCAUUCUCUGCCUUCUCCAGCCAAUGGUAAGCCGGGUGUUACUACUACUAUCUCUCCAAGGGCUCACAAGCUUCUCCUAGCCUCGGCCAAAGGAUCUAUGAACGGCGACAAAUGUGCUUCUUCUUUGAAGAACAAAAGUGACAAGUCAAACAAAACCGAGUGGAAACGGUGAAGGUUCAGGCAAAAGAGAUUUCAUCUCAUUGUCAUAUACAAUCAAGCUUAAUUACUUAGUGUGAUCUUUCUCUUUCUCUGCGUUUGGUUUGGUUUGGUGAGUUUAGAGAGUGUUUUACUCAUUAGUUCAUGUUCAUUUCAUCAUUUUCAUAUGUUACUUCAGUUUACUCUAUGUUUGACAGACACAUAAAAGGUUUGAGUAAAUAGUUCUUCUCUGUAUAAA
Messenger RNA from Brassica napus (rape), 2477 nucleotides. RefSeq names its product protein IQ-DOMAIN 28. Lineage: Eukaryota; Viridiplantae; Streptophyta; Magnoliopsida; Brassicales; Brassicaceae. Gene Ontology annotation, molecular function: protein binding. The record is from RefSeq and is a predicted model, not a curated record. The transcript is spliced from 5 exons. Bases 408 to 2255 code for a protein of 615 amino acids.